Molecule: messenger RNA, 1169 nt
Organism: Ceratotherium simum simum (southern white rhinoceros)
Lineage: Eukaryota; Metazoa; Chordata; Mammalia; Perissodactyla; Rhinocerotidae
Gene: BRK1
Product: BRICK1 subunit of SCAR/WAVE actin nucleating complex
Biological process (GO): regulation of actin polymerization or depolymerization; cell motility; actin filament organization
Cellular component (GO): SCAR complex
Molecular function (GO): protein-containing complex binding
Source: RefSeq, a predicted model, not a curated record
GUAGGGUCGAGGCGCCUGCGCAGUCGCUCGUCCUUAGGCGGCAGCCAUGGCGGGACAAGAGGAUCCGGUGCAGCGGGAGAUUCACCAGGACUGGGCGAACCGGGAGUACAUUGAGGUCAUCACCAGCAGCAUCAAGAAAAUCGCGGACUUUCUCAACUCGUUCGAUAUGUCUUGUCGUUCAAGACUUGCAACACUAAACGAGAAAUUGACAGCCCUUGAACGGAGAAUAGAGUACAUUGAAGCACGGGUGACAAAAGGUGAGACCCUCACCUAGAACUGUGCCAUGCUGCUGCUGGGAAGUUGCUUUACAGAACACAGGCCUACGUGGGAAAGGCUCCAGCAGCCGUCAGCUCCUCCUUCUCUCCUUAAAGAGCAACAGGGCUUAUUCUUGUUUUUCUUUCCUUCAAAAAUGUGGCCUUUGGGCUCUGCCGUGUACAUCUGAGAGUGUGAUGUGGCAUGUGGGGAGAGGUCCGGGGGUUGCUCUUGGAAACAACAUUAGGCAUUUUACCUUUUCAGUAACAUUUUGUAGAACUACUUGUCAAUGUAUUUGAGGCAUUCAAAGCCAAAAGCCCGGGAGUCCUUGUUAAGGUCCUCCCCACCGCUCUCUCUCUCUCUCUCUCAGACUUUCCUUACAGCUCUCAUUGCCUCUGCAUUGAUUCUAUAAACAGUCUUUGUCUCCUCCCCACCUUUGAUGGGGGGUGGGAGGCAGUCCUGGCUGAGACACUCACCUCCUGGCAAGGUGGCUGCCAGAGAAUGUUGUUGCUAACCCAACAGUUUCUUGUCCUUUUGGGGAGGUCGAGGCCAGAUCCCCACUUGGCUUAAAGGGACAUUUUCAGAGUUUUCUUUCUGUCACUUGGGAUGUCUUUGCCUCUCAUAUUUCCCUAACAAACUCCUCAACUUUGACUGCUGUGAUUAUGGUGGGGAGAGGAGCUAAAGAUGGGACUCAUCUAUUCCACAGAAAUCUGAUGUGUGGGAUUAUUAUUAUAACAUAAAACUUUCAGAUGUAGCUGUUGGAUCAAAGCCCAGGUGGCUUACCAGUUGGAGCCCCCAUAUUUGGACUUUGAGCUGACUAAUUCAUCCUGGGAAUCCCUUGGUCAUUCAGCAGACAUUUACCAAGUACUUACUGUGUAGGCUCAUUAAGCUCCAAUAAAAGAUACCAUGUUGAGUCA